AAGCACUUUGGGUUUCUGAAACCCAAAAGUGAAGCAACACCAGAGUUAAAUUCCAUGGAAGUUUGCUUCCAUGAUGGAUUUUUGACUUUGUACUCAGCUCCUGAAAAAGCGACUUCCUGGGUUUUCUCUUCCCUCCUCCGGUUUUGCAGCGGCAGGGCUGCUUCCUGUCAAGAGCAGCUCUGCCCCGGCCCCUCCUGCAGACUCUCCACCUCCUCCUUCUCUUUCUUUCAAACACUUAGUACAUUUAGAGCCUGAUCUUGUGCAGAAAACAUCCCUGACAUGUGAAGAGCCCCGGGGAUUCAGUGAGCAUGCUCCGCGCUCCCUCCCGCUGGGAAGAGGAAGCUCGUCCACAUACGAGUCAUUCCAGGCAUAGUCGGCGUGUCAGCGCAGUGAACUCGCAGCGGGCUGUGAGCGGCGCGAGCGCGGCUUUGUCCUAGGAAAUGGGCUUCGGGUUUUCCUUCCUUGCUCCUUUCUUACGUCGAAGAAAGACCCGUAAAGACUUCUGAAACGAUUUUUAAAUGUUCCAUUGAGGAUCCAGGACGUAUACCGUCUGCCCACGAACCCUUGAAGGGUUUUCUGCAAGUUCGAUUUUGUGUGCGUCUUUUUUUUUUUUUUUUCCACUUUUACUUUGUUUUGAUCCGAGGCCGGGCCUCCGUCUUUGUGAAGUUUAAGAGAAGAGCCAGGAGCUGCUCAGCACUGGUUGAUUUUGGAAACGUACUUUUUCGGGGCGAAAGCAAAGAGCUGGUUUUCUGUGCUAGCCCAAUAAAUGCUAUUUAUGAAGAUGGACCUGUUGAACUACCAGUACUUGGACAAGAUGAACAACAACAUCGGGAUUCUGUGCUAUGAAGGUGAAGCUGCUCUCAGGGGGGAGCCCCGGCUGCAGAGCCUGCCCGUGGCCUCGGCCCUCACUAGUCACCGCACGGGGCCCCCGCCCAUCAGUCCCAGCAAGAGGAAGUUCACCGUGGAGCCCGGCGACGACGAGCUGGACUGUGAAAGUGACCAUGCUUCCAAGAUGAGUCGCAUCUUCGCCCCCCACCUGAACAAGACGGCCAACGGGGACUGCCGGAAAGACCCCCGGGAACGGAGCCGCAGCCCCAUUGAGCGAGCCGUGGCCCCCACUAUGAGCCUGCACGGCAGCCACCUGUACACGUCCCUCCCCAGCCUCAGCAUGGAGCAGCCCCUUGCACUGACCAAGAACAGCCUGGACGCUGGCAGGCCGGCCGGCCUCUCGCCCACCAUGACCCCAGUGGAGCGGCAGCAGAACCGGCCCUCGGUGAUCACGUGCGCCUCCGCCAGCGCCCGGAACUGCAACCUCUCCCACUGCCCCAUCGCGCACAGCGGCUGCGCGGCCGGCCCGGCCAGCUACCGGAGGGCCCCGAGCUCCGCCACCACCUGCGACCCCGUGGUGGAGGAGCAUUUCCGCAGGAGCCUGGGCAAGAACUACAAGGAGCCCGAGCCGGCGCCCAACUCCGUGUCCAUCACGGGCUCUGUGGACGACCACUUCGCCAAAGCCCUGGGCGACACAUGGCUCCAGAUCAAGGCGGCCAAGGACGGCGCGUCGAGCAGCCCCGAGUCGGCCUCUCGCAGGGGCCAGCCCGCCAGCCCCUCUGCCCACAUGGUCAGCCACAGCCACUCCCCGUCUGUGGCCUCCUGAAGGGAGCACCGCCCUCCAACGCCACGUCCAUCUGCAUGGUUUGCCUGAGCUUCGAACAGUCAGUGCUUAAAAAAUGGAAAAAUGAAAAAAAAAAUCGUGGGGGUGGGGGGAGGGAGGGAUGGUUUAUUCGCAAAAACCACGUCGUCGGGAUUUUUGUUCUGUUUUGUACUUGCUUGGUAUCCGUACCCGGGGCCCUCAGACGUGAUAGCAGCACCUGCGCGUGGAACCUCUGUCCGCUGUCGCUCCCCAGUCCCUGCCUUGGUUACCAAAGAAGCCUCAAUGCAGGUCAGCUGCCCGACAGGGCCUGGACUCCACGGCUUGCGCUUUCUUAGUCACGGGCCAGGCCACGGGUGACCCAGACGCUUUGUGCUUUUUCAUUUGCUUCUCGAGACCGGGGCGUGUGCGGCUCAGCUUCCAGCCCACGUGUGUGUGUGUGCGCUUGUGUGUGUGCGUCUACUUGAAGAGAACAGAACUGUCGUGUCUGAUUUGCACUAUGGGAGGAGGACUCAAGUUGCCUGCCUGACAACUUUGUGCGAGAUGAUAGUACUCUGAGGGCAAACUGCUGAAAAACGGAGGGUUUAAGGAUGACAUUUCUGACCAUGGGUGUGUUUUUCUGUUGUUGUAUUAAUUUAGACAAAACUGCUUUGGAAGGGGAAGUCUCAUGCAGGUUUAUAGGUCUUUCUCUGUCUAGAUUUUCAGGUGCUUGCAACUGGACUGCAGACUCUACCAAUCACGGGCAUUUUACCUUUUCUAAACACUGCAGUUUGUUAGACUAGAGCUGAAGUUGGAGGAUUCUGUAGUGCUUUAAACGUGAUGCAUGUUUUAAUGGAUAAAAAUAGCUGGUUUCUAUUAAUUGUAUAGACAGUAAACAGAAAGCUUAAUACUUAGUAGCUUCUUUUCAGAAUUCGUUUAUUUUUGUCAGUUACAGUCCUAGAUAUACUUACUGCUGGUACAGUUGUACUCUAAGAUUUGUGUUUGAUAUUCACGUUACUCCCGAGUAGCGUGGGGCCAGUCGGUCCCUGGCAGGCCCUGGACACAGGCGGGCGAGUGGCUGGUCAGCUGCAGAGCAGGAUGCUCGAGUUGCGGCUGCAGGCUGACAGCAUCAGUUAUUUUUUGCAUCCCUGUCUGCUUCUUAACGCGCUCCCAGGGCAGUUGGGACUUGUGUCUUCCAACUUCCCUCGAUGCAGAAACUGCUCCCUUUGAACUCGUGGCUGAACAGCAGAUUCCUGACAAUCUGUGAGAUGGUGUUUUGUAUGCUUCCUCGUACGCUGGGGCCAAGGCAGUAUACAUUCCUCUGACUUUAUACAGUUAUUACUGCAUUUAUUAUCGUUUGCUAUAGUAAUAGCUACUAACUAGAACUUAGUGAAGAAGAAAGCAUGACAGACCCAGCUGUGGAUGUUCGACAGCUGCUCUUCUUUCUGGUAAACGUUUCCAUGCCCCUGCCCCUCCCCUGUGCUACUACCCUCCAGCCUUGCCCACCACAGGGCCUGAGCAGUCACCUGGCCCGGUGACUCGGGCAUGACCGCCUCACCCGCGAGGCACCGUGGACUCACCGGAGCUCUCGAGGCUGGUUGUCAGUAUGAGAAAAGUACAGGUUCGCUGGUUGGCAUUGGUGAACAGGCAGGAGGAUGGGCUCUUGUGGCCACAGGGUGGCUGUAGGUAUUUGAAAAGGCGGAGGAAAGCCUCCCCUUUUGGCCCCCGCACGUGUUUCCCUCCCACUUAACUGGGCUUCCAGGCUUCUGCAUUCAGGCCCCUAUAUUUUCUGUAGGAAAAAUCGUUGAGAACACUUUUUUUAUAUAGGUAACUUUAAGACCAUCAUUACGCUGUGCGUAAAGAAUGUACAGAGAAAUUUGUAGGUAUUUUUUGAAGAACAAUUAAUUUGUUAAUGAUAUGUAGCUAUUUAAUUUUUCCCUUUCCUAUUGUAAUCAUUCAUAUUUUUUUGUUGUUUGGAAAAAAAAGUUGAUCUUUUUUUUGUCGUAGAUUUGUCUGUAAAAGUGCAGGAACACAGUUAUUCUAUGAGAACACUGCAUCUGCCUUAAUAGCCACUAGUUUGUUAUUGCUACAGGCUACUGAGCGUCGCCCCAGGAAAACAACCCCACUGCCGGCGGCUCUGUGCAGAACGGGCUCCUCGCACGCCCGCGUCCACCAGCGAGGCCAUCGCUUUGCGAGGGACGGUGGCACUGAGGGGCCGGGUCCCUGGUGCGCUGACCUAUCUGGGAUAGGCAGCACCUGGGAGGGGCCUCGGGCAGGAAACCAAACGGUCACCAGGAAGGGACACUCCCAGGCCUCGGGGGGCACAGAGAGGUUCUUCACAGAGCCACGCCAUCUGCAGUGUGUUCUGACCAUUCUCUCCAUGUUUGUAAAUCUGUAAUAUACCAUUCUCUGUGUGGCCUGUUUUUCCUGGAAGAAGAAGAAAAAAAAAGGUUUGGCAGGCCAUCUUUUUUUUGUACUUAAAAGUAGCCUUAAGAACAAUAAUAAAGUGCUCUUAAACCACA
Aethalodelphis obliquidens (Pacific white-sided dolphin) is the source of this 4149-nucleotide messenger RNA. It is a transcript of the gene VGLL4, whose product is annotated as vestigial like family member 4. The coding region runs from base 767 to 1654 and encodes 295 amino acids. Gene Ontology annotation, biological process: negative regulation of DNA-templated transcription. The transcript has 5 exons. NCBI's taxonomy places the organism in Eukaryota, Metazoa, Chordata, Mammalia, Artiodactyla, Delphinidae. The record is from RefSeq and is a predicted model, not a curated record. Gene Ontology annotation, molecular function: transcription coactivator binding.